Molecule: messenger RNA, 1341 nt
Organism: Oldenlandia corymbosa var. corymbosa
Lineage: Eukaryota; Viridiplantae; Streptophyta; Magnoliopsida; Gentianales; Rubiaceae
Source: the annotation of a GenBank genome assembly
AUGCAUACAGACAGAACAACCAUGUCUUCUUCUUCUCCUCCUCCUUGUUCCAAAUCUUACCAAAAUCUAACAAUCAUUUUCAUAUUUGUUGUUUUCUCAUCAUUCCUUUCUUCUUGUUCUAGCUCCUCUAGUUCUAGUACUACCACAACUCCACAUUUCUUAAGUAAUAGUGACAUUCAUCAUCCUCAACAAAAUCAAACUUUCCUCCGGCCGGUUGAUGAGUUGCAGAAACUGAAGAGAAUUAGACAGUAUUUGAAGAAGAUCAACAAACCAGCAGUCAAGGCAAUUCAGGCAAUAAGUCCUGAUGGCGAUGUGAUAGACUGUGUUCCUUCUCAUCUUCAACCUGCUUUUGAUCAUCCUCAGCUAAGAGGGCAGAAGCCAUUGGAACCAUCAGAGAGGCCUAAAGGUCAUGAGUACUUUGGUAAUGCAACAGAGAGCAUUCAAUUAUGGGCUAUUUCUGGUGAAUCCUGCCCAGAAGGAAGCAUACCAAUUAGAAGAACUACAGAGAAAGAUGUCCUGAGAGCUAGCUCCUGGCGCAGAUUUGGUCGGAAAAUUCGAAGAAUGCGCCAUGAUACAAUGAGCAGUGAUCAUGAGCAUGCAGUGGCUUUUGUCAAUGGAGAUCAGUAUUAUGGAGCAAAAGCCAGCAUCAAUGUGUGGACACCCCAAGUAACAAAUGAAUAUGAAUUUAGUCUCUCACAAGUAUGGAUAAUUUCAGGCAGUUUUGGAAAUGAUCUUAACACCAUUGAAGCUGGUUGGCAGGUCAGUCCAGAGCUGUAUGGAGAUAAUUAUCCUAGAUUCUUCACAUAUUGGACAACAGAUGCAUACCAAGCAACUGGAUGCUACAACUUAUUGUGUUCUGGAUUUGUGCAAACUAACAACAGAAUUUCCAUGGGGGCGGCAAUCUCUCCAAGAUCAUCUUACAGUAGUAAACAAUACGAUAUUGGAGUCAUGAUGUGGAAGGACCCUAAGCAUGGACAUUGGUGGCUUGAAUUAGGACCAGGUUUAUUAGUAGGGUACUGGCCUUCAUUCUUAUUUACCCAUCUACAAAGCCAUGCAAGCAUGGUUCAAUUUGGUGGAGAAAUAGUCAACACAGGGUCAUCAAUGGGAUUUCACACAUCCACACAAAUGGGAAGUGGUCAUUUUGCAGAUGAAGGGUUUGGAAAAGCUUCAUACUUCAGGAACUUACAAGUUGUUGAUUGGGACAACAACUUAAUACCCCUGAAUAAUCUUCAUCUCUUGGCUGAUCAUCCUAAUUGUUAUGAUAUCAAAGCAGGAAAAAAUGAUGUUUGGGGGAAUUAUUUUUACUAUGGUGGACCAGGAAGGAACUCAAAGUGUCCCUAA